Molecule: messenger RNA, 1332 nt
Organism: Papaver somniferum (opium poppy)
Lineage: Eukaryota; Viridiplantae; Streptophyta; Magnoliopsida; Ranunculales; Papaveraceae
Product: probable xyloglucan endotransglucosylase/hydrolase protein 32
Exons: 4
Coding region: 137-1039 (300 amino acids)
Biological process (GO): xyloglucan metabolic process; cell wall biogenesis
Cellular component (GO): cell wall; apoplast
Molecular function (GO): hydrolase activity, hydrolyzing O-glycosyl compounds; xyloglucan:xyloglucosyl transferase activity
Source: RefSeq, a predicted model, not a curated record
CCAUUUCUCUUCUCUCCCUCUCUCUCUCACUCAAAAAUUAAGCUCACAAUCAUUCUAUGUUUAUUUCUUUAUAACGUCUCUUUCUGAUCCAAAACAAAAACAAAAAAAUUGCUAGCUUCUUCCCUUCUUUUUCAAUAUGACUGAUCAUAUAUUUCUCUGCUCUAUUGUUCUGAUAAUCGUUAUGAUCAUCCUCCCUGCUGCUUCAUCAAAGAGUGCUAUACCGUCUCCUGGUUACUAUCCAAGUUACAAAUUCAAGACCAUUGAUUUUUAUCAUGGAUAUAGAAAUCUAUGGGGUCCUCAACAUCAAAGAGUAGACAAAAAAUCUUUGACUAUUUGGCUUGACAGCAACACUGGAAGUGGGUUUAAGUCGAUUCAGCCGUUUCGAUCCGGGUACUUCAGUACUGCAAUCAAACUCCAACCUGGUUACACUGCAGGAGUCAUAACAUCCUUCUACCUUUCGAACAGUGAAGUUCAUCCGGGGCAUCACGACGAAGUUGAUAUCGAGUUUCUUGGAACAACACCGGGGAAACCGUACACGUUACAGACAAAUGUGUACAUUCAAGGAAGUGGGGAUGGGAAGAUUAUAGGAAGAGAAAUGAAGUUUCAUCUCUGGUUCGAUCCAACUGCAAAUUUCCAUAAUUAUGCCAUACUCUGGAGUCCCAAGGAGAUUAUAUUUUUCGUUGAUGACAUACCCAUUAGGAGCUACCGGAAGAAAAGUGCAUAUACAUUCCCCUUGAGGCCAAUGUGGGUAUAUGGAUCGAUAUGGGAUGCAUCCUCAUGGGCCACCGAAGAUGGUAAAUACAAAGCCAAUUAUCAGUAUCAGCCCUUCGUCGGAAGGUAUUCAAACUUCAAACUAAGUGGUUGCUCCGCCUAUGCACGACCCUCGUGCCGCCCUGUCUCCGCCUCUCCUUAUAGGUCCGGUGUGUUAAGCCGAAAACAGUUUUGGGCCAUGAGGUGGGCACAAAGGUACUACAUGGUUUAUAACUAUUGCAACGAUUAUAAAAGAGACCAUUCUCUUACACCUGAGUGUAGAGUUUGAUUUGUUUAGCCAUAAUUAAUUAAGUUUUGUACUCUCUUUAUAAUCUACUCAUCUUUCUAUUAAGUGGUUACUUUUCCAAGUGUAUGUAAACAGUAGUAAAAGAAGUGUAGUGCUGAGCAUCUAGUUUCCCCAAAGAGAAGACAGAGAAAUUCAAGAAACAAGGGCUGAACCGCUGAAUGCAUUCAGGUUUCUCAGCAAUAAUUGAGAUUUAUAUUUUGUUUUUGUUACUUAUUAUUCUAUGUUAUUAUCAUGUUUCCAAAUUUGAAUGAUAUCGAAAUUGAGUUCAUUUUUCA